CCUUCUGUCCCGGAUAGCCAGGACUUGAAAAAGACGUGGACGUGGGAGGAAGAGAUGAUGCAAAAGUUACCUAAAAAUUGGGGCGGAGAAAAGAGGCUACAGUUAAGAAGUCGAGCAAGCUGCAAAAGUAACAACGGAAAAAUUGGGAGGUCCAGUGAGUGCCCUGUUCCAGGGCGAAGAAGCAAGACUUUGCCCUUCUCUGAUUCAGGAAGGUGCUAGACAAAAACAUGGAAUUCAUUUCCCCAACAGUGCUUAUAAUCUUGGGUUGUGUUGCUGUUUUAUUAUUUCUUCAGUGGAAGAACUUGCGUAGACCCCCGUGCAUAUCGGGCUGGAUUCCUUGGAUUGGAGCUGGUUUUGAGUUUGGAAAAACCCCUCUAGAAUUUAUAGAGAAAGCAAGAAUCAAGUAUGGACCAGUAUUUACAGUCAUUGUUAUGGGCACCCGAAUGACCUUUGUUACUGAAGAAGAGGGAAUUAAUGUGUUUCUCAAAUCCAAAGAAGUAAAUUUUGAACUAGCAGUGCAAAAUCCCAUCUAUCGUACAGCAUCCAUCGCAAAGAAUAUCUUUUUAAAACUGCAUGAGAAACUUUAUAUCACGGUGAAAGGGAAAAUGGGGACUUUAAACCUACACAAAUUCACUGGACAAUUGACUGAAGAAUUACAGGAACAGUUGCAGCAUUUAGGUACUCAUGGGACCACAGACCUGAACAAGUUUAUGAGGCACCUCCUUUACCCCGUCACAGUAAACAUACUCUUUAAAAAAGGUCUGUUUCCCUCAGAUGAGAGGAAAAUCAGGGAGUUUCAUCAGCACUUUCAAGCUUAUGACGAAGGUUUCGAAUAUGGGUCCCAGUUGCCAGAAUGCCUCCUCAGAAACUGGUCAAAAUCCAAAAAAUGGCUUCUAGAACUUUUUGAGAAAAACAUUCCAGAUAUAAAAACAUACAAAUCUGCAAAAGAUAAUUCCCUGACAGUCAUGCAGGCUGUACUGGAUCUCCUAGAGAUGGAAGCAAAUGAACAGAAGAGUCCCAAUUAUGGGCUGUUACUACUUUGGGCUUCUCUGUCAAAUACUGUCCCUGUUGCAUUUUGGACAUUUGCAUUUGUCCUGUCUCAUCCCAAUAUCCACAGGACCAUUAUGGAAGGCAUAUCAUCUGUGUUUGGCACAGCAGGUAAAGAUAAGAUUAAAGUGUCUGAGGAUGACUUGAAGAAACUCCCUUUAAUUAAAUGGUGUAUUUUGGAAACCAUUCGUUUACGAGCCCCUGGUGUCAUCACUCGAAAAGUCCUGAAGCCAGUUAAAAUUUUGAAUUACACUGUUCCUUCUGGUGACUUAUUGAUGCUGUCUCCAUUUUGGCUACAUCGAAAUCCAAAGUAUUUUCCUGAACCUGACCUGUUCAAGCCUGAACGUUGGAAAAAGGCAAAUUUAGAGAAGCAUGCUUUCUUGGACUGCUUCAUGGCAUUUGGGAGCGGGAAGUACCAGUGUCCUGGAAGGUGGCUGGCUCUGUUGGAGAUUCAAAUAUGUAUUAUUUUAAUAUUUUAUUAUUAUGACUGUAGUCUUCUGGACCCAUUGCCAAAACAGAGUUCUCUCCACUUGGUGGGUGUCCAGCAGCCAGAAGGACGAUGCCGAAUUCAGUUUAAACAAAGAAAAUGAUGUCUGCCGGAGGGCCAGGGCUGUCUGGAGGAGUGACUGCCCCCCAUCCAAUAGCCCGGCAGCACCUAGACCCGAGUUUGACAGGAACACGUCACUUGAUUUUGUUUUAGGAUUUAGUUCAAGACAAUGUCCAGAUGGCAUGUGUAUUUGGUAUCUUAAGUGUAGACCAAGAAUCUGACAUCACUCUCACUGAUACUGAGACCCCAAUACAGGGUAAAAUGCUUCAGUGAUCCAAAAAGAGGUAUUCUUCAGAAGUUGGCAUUGGUUUCAUACAUUACUGCAGCAGUCCCCAACCUCUUUGGCACCAGACACCAGUUUCAUGGAAGACAAUUUUUCCAUAGAUCAGUGGGGGAGGCGGAGUUUUUGGUUUCUCCCACCACUCAUCUCCUGCUGUGUGGACUGGUUCCCAACAGGCCAGGGCCCAAUACUGAUUCGUGAUUGGGGAUCCCUGCAUUAUUAUAUCAAAACUUUAAAUAGAAAGUAUCUCAUCUGAAUGAAAUUUUUCAUACAUUAAAUUCACUGUAAAGACAACAUACUUUAACUUCAAUUUUGAAAAAAGGCUAAUAGUCUUAGACUUGAAAGAGUAUUAAAUAAUGAUUUCUGGAAAGUUGCUAUUUUUCUUAAUAUGAUUCUUAACUCACAAUUGGAAUUCUUAAACGACUAUUAAUUUAAUUAUGAAACAUGUCUAAUGCUAAAUAUAUGAACAAGGUGAUCACUGUCUAAGACCUGUGAAGUCAGGUGUCAUGUCUGACACUCAUUUAUAUCCUCCACUCUGCCUAGGACAGCACUUCUCUAUAGGGUAUAUUCAAUACAUGUAUGUUGACUGAUUUAUUCAUUUGUAUUUUAAUUAAGAGGAAAGCACCCUUUUGAUUCAAGGUGUUUAUAAUUGUAGUUGAAGAGAUAAUAUUUUUCCUAAUUUAUAGAAGCUCUAAGUGACGUGUUAAGUCAAAUAACGUUUCAAUCUACUACUUAAGACUUUUGCCUGAAGUAUUUACUAUGAAAUCCAGAAAUCCUAUCAUGUUCAGGGGAAAUAUAUGACCCCAAUCACAGUGUGAUUUGUCCUCUACAAGUCAAUAAAAUGCCGUCUGCCUCCUUGGUUUCACAAUAAAUAAGCUUUGC
This is a messenger RNA of Dama dama (fallow deer), 2756 nucleotides long. RefSeq names its product 24-hydroxycholesterol 7-alpha-hydroxylase. Lineage: Eukaryota; Metazoa; Chordata; Mammalia; Artiodactyla; Cervidae. Gene Ontology annotation, biological process: cholesterol homeostasis; bile acid biosynthetic process. Gene Ontology annotation, molecular function: iron ion binding; heme binding; steroid hydroxylase activity. The record is from RefSeq and is a predicted model, not a curated record. Bases 228 to 1637 code for a protein of 469 amino acids. The transcript has 12 exons.